Messenger RNA from Pimephales promelas (fathead minnow), 3572 nucleotides. Its product is annotated as multiple epidermal growth factor-like domains protein 9. Gene Ontology annotation, biological process: tissue development; animal organ morphogenesis. NCBI's taxonomy places the organism in Eukaryota, Metazoa, Chordata, Actinopteri, Cypriniformes, Leuciscidae. The record is from RefSeq and is a predicted model, not a curated record.
UCCUACUACAGGUCGGUGCGGAUCAAACACCUUGCAGUCGGUUCAGAGCCAUUGACAAAAAAGGGGGUCUCUCUCGGAUAUGGUGGAGUAAGCUACAUCGGGGCGGCUUGGAAACCACCUGGUUUGGAAUAACCCGAUGGAAAUUGGAGGACGGGGGCAUUGCGAAGUCCGUCUCGAGGAGGUUUUCAUGGAGCGUUGAGAUUAUGUGGUGGCUUGCCUUAAUGAUGUUUACAUCUCCGGCUUUCCCAUUCAUCGUGUUUAUGUGCAUGGGGUUAUCCGAGGCGGUUCAUUCCUACGAUGCGCUGCCGUUAGUACUAAGGAAAUCUCGUGCAAUCGCAGAAGAGCAUCCAGAUACGAGCGCGAACGAGUUCCCAGGAUACCGGCUCGGUAUUGUCGCAUUGACACCAGCGCCCACGGUCGCGUCCGCCAGAAAACCGAUAAAUGUCGCCGCACCAGCAGCCACCAUUAAACCACCAACAACGGACCCCACCACCACCACCCCAUCCCUGUCUAAUCCCAGCUACAUGGCCGCGUUUGUUCGGAGGAAGCUCAGCUCUGUUGAAACGCAGAUGAAAGAAAAGCAGACCUCUGAUAAAGCAGACAGAUCAGGCAUCGUGCCCGAUUUUAGCACAACCUCUGACUAUUCUCAAGAGCUGGUGUGUAACUGCAGCGGUGAAGGAGUAUCGGACCCUGAUGAGUGUGACCGUGAGACGGGUCAGUGUGACUGUAUGCCGGGUUACACGGGGCUGCGGUGUGAAGAGUGCGAGGAAGAUCACUUCACCAAUGGCACCAUCGGAUGCCUGCCCUGUGCAUGUGACUCCUUCGGUGCAGACAGCGCAAGCUGUGACAGUUCAGGUAGCUGUACAUGUAAGAUAGGUGUUUACGGGCCCAAGUGUGACGACUGCCACCCUGGAUUCUUCCACUUCAGCCACACAGGAUGCCAACCUUGCCGAUGCAACAACCAUUCCACCUACUGCCACCCUCAGUCAGGUGUUUGUUUGGACUGUCAGGACAACACUCAGGGCCACAACUGUGAGGAGUGCCUGGUGAACUUUUACCGGCGUCCUGGCGAGGGGUCCGCGGACGCCUGUCUGCCUUGUCCCUGCUCCUCUGAGACCUCCAGCGGCAGCUGCCAUCUCGAUUCCAAUGGACGACCCAUAUGUGACGAAUUUAAGCCUGGCUUCUCUGGCCCGACAUGUGACGUGUGCACAGACGGUUUAUUUAAAUCGGCAGGCGUGUGCGUGUCCUGCGACUGUAAUGGGAACGCAGACCCUCGCUCCAUGCCACAAAUAUGCCACCCUGAGACUGGGCACUGCCACCGCUGUAUCAACCACACAACAGGACCACACUGUGAGAUCUGCACACGUGGAUACACGGGGGACGCCCGCUAUCACAACUGCACCAUGAGAGCUGUAAGAUUAUCCCCGACUGAAGACAUCAAAACCUCCACAACACGAAUCCCCAAAUCCACAAGUUCCAUUUCUUCUACACCCCCUUCCCGUCUCCUCACUUCCCCCUCCACCCACCCAAGCCUACCGACCCUGGAGUCCGGCACGGGAGACUCCGCGGGACACAACAGCACAGCCUCUGCCCUAACAGUAGUGUCCUGGACGCAGUUUAACGUCAUCAUUCUGGCCGUCAUCAUUGUGGUCGUCGUUCUCCUCAUGGGUUUCGUCGGAGGCGUGUAUACCUAUCGUGAGUAUCGCAACCGAAAACUGAAUGCCCCGUUUUGGACCAUUGAGCUGAAGGAGGACAACAUCAGCUUCAGCAGCUACCACGAUAGCAUCCCGCACGCCGAUCCCAAUGGACUACUGGAGGAGGAGCCGUGUGUGGUCGCGGCCAAUGGGCAGUUAGCACUCGCCACCGCCGCCAACAUGUACAAAGCGUGAAGUCAUCGAUUGCCUCAUCUUUUAAAGUGAGAGUUCAGUCAACAAUUAACAUUCUGUCAUCAUUUACUCACCCUCAUGUCGUACCAAACCUGUAUGACUUUCUUUUUUUUUUCUGUGGAACAUAAAAGAUAUUUUGAAGUACAAGUACCACUGUCCUUAUACCGAAAGUAGGCGGGGUCCAAAAUAGCAUCUAUUAUCUUGUGUUCCACAGAAGAAACAAAGUCAUACAGGUUUGGUACAACAUGAGAGUGAGUGAAAUAGCAAAAUGGCAUUUUUCAGGUGAAUGAUACAGUUAAUUCUGUUGAUAAGUGAAAGAAGAUGGCCUGGGAGCCAAAGCUAACUUAUUUAUUUGAUUCUACACACUACAGUUUUUAGCUCCCCAUUGCUUCUUAAAUGACAUCACCAUGACAUUUUAGAUAGGACUCAAGGAAAUACAAGACAAGCCAUUAACAUGUUAUUUCGCGGUUGACACAAAAAUCGAUGAAUUGCGAAUACAUUGCCUCUCAAAUGAGCCUCUAAACUUUGUGUGUAUGGAUGUUAAUAUUUCUACAUACAGGAAAGAUGAUUCCCUUCCACUAUUACAGAGGAAAUUUACAGAAAACCGCUAUUUGUAUAGGAAACUCGAUAUGUUUUCAGACUGACCCAAUUACACUGAAAUUAUGGCUUUGGGAUUUUCAAUAGAAAACAGAUGAAGUUCAUUCAAUCAGCAAUGAAAAUUCCAACGGAAACAAAGACUGCCAGGUGAACCUAUGUGUGUUCGUUUGUCUUCGACAGAGACUAUUUCAUACAUAUAUCAAUGGUGGGACUUUGAAUUUCUUUGGAAUGCAGUCUUGCUAAGAAUUCCUCUUGGCUCGAUUCCUGCCACUGUUACAGAACUGAACAUGCUACAAAACAGUCAUACCUGUAAUACUAGCACCCGUUUCAGCCUUAUUGUGUUUAUGAGUGUGAGUGGGUGUAUGUGUAUGCGUGUGCUUGGGGAGAGAGAGAGAGAGAGAGGCACAGUGUUUGAGUGUGGAGACAGUUUCAGAUCUAACUGUGUAGAGCUGGAUUCUACGCAGGAAUGUACAAAAAGACUGGAUUUCCUCUGCUGCAUAGUUUCACGAACACUGAUCAAAUCUUUGACACAAUAUUGUAUACAUGAAAGCCAUGUAAUCGUAAAAUGACCCACGGGGAGCGUGUUUUCCGAAGAAUUUGCGAAGUGGAAAGACUUUUUAGGAAUCUGUAAGGUACGACGGUGGACAGUGUUUUUUUCCUCCAUUUGUCUGCAAGGACCCUUUUAAAUGUGAUUCAGGAUCAUUUUGAUGAUUUGGACAAAGGACUAGUGUUUGAACGAAUGUGUUUUUUUCCACGUCUAUUUAAUUCGUCUUGUUCAUUUCUAUUUAUUUAUCAUUUGUGUUUGUCUCAGUGGUCUUAUUUUAUCAAUGUUUUUCCAAUCUUCAUGCUGCAUUGUACAGUGUACCAUACCGAAUGCAAACUCUGUAGGCUGAGUUGUGAGCACAACCUCAAAGACGUGUUGGAAGACUUUUUUCUUCUCUUAUUUUCUUUAUAAUUUAUUUAGUCAGGUUAUGUGUUAACUCACAGUAUACAAUGGGAUUUUGGUGGAAAAUACUGUAUUUUCUCAUUCCUGAGUGGUCCAAUGACUGAAAAUAAAGGAUUAUUGAAUCAAAAGACUUGCUUCAAAAA